This is a messenger RNA of Dalotia coriaria, 643 nucleotides long. RefSeq names its product V-type proton ATPase subunit G-like. Gene Ontology annotation, cellular component: vacuolar proton-transporting V-type ATPase complex. Gene Ontology annotation, molecular function: proton-transporting ATPase activity, rotational mechanism. The record is from RefSeq and is a predicted model, not a curated record. Gene Ontology annotation, biological process: proton transmembrane transport. Lineage: Eukaryota; Metazoa; Arthropoda; Insecta; Coleoptera; Staphylinidae. The coding region runs from base 176 to 541 and encodes 121 amino acids. The transcript is spliced from 3 exons.
GCACCGAAGUUAGUUAAGCAUCCGAAGUCGUAAAACGCGUACCACGCAAUAACAACGUGACCGCCAUAAAUAAAUUUAGAGCAAUUGACUUCGUUUAUUCAAGUUAUAUGUCGUUUAAAUAGUUAAGAAGUUUGAACGUAUCAACGCCGCAAACAAUAGUGAGAGAUCAGUCGCGAUGGCAAGCCAGACACACGGCAUUCAACAGUUGCUCGUAGCUGAAAAGCGCGCGGCGGAAAAAGUCUCCGAUGCCAGGAAGCGUAAAGCGCAUCGAAUUCGGCAAGCACGCGAGGAGGCGCAGGCAGAUAUCGAAAAGUACCGCAACGAACGCGAAAAAGUCUUCAAGGAGUUCGAAGCGAUGCGUUUGGGAUCACGUGAAGGAAUUGCACUGCGGAUUGACGAGGACACAGAAAUGCAUAUUGAGAAAAUGCAGCAGGACGUUGCCAACAAUAAGGAACAAGUAAUUCAAGAAUUAAUCUCAUUGGCAUGUGACAUAGUCCCAGAAGUGCAUCGAAAUUAUUUCGUUGUAAAUCGCCGAGUGUAAGUCAUAUUUUUGAGCAUAAUUUAUUAUUUAAAUCGAAAUAUAACCAAACAGCAUCAAAUUAUAAUUAUUAAAAUAAAUGACAAACAUAUAAUUUAGUAAGAA